Spirodela intermedia is the source of this 327-nucleotide messenger RNA. The record is from the annotation of a GenBank genome assembly. Lineage: Eukaryota; Viridiplantae; Streptophyta; Magnoliopsida; Alismatales; Araceae.
AUGGAACUUAGAAAAUUACUACCUAUUCCAAGCCCUGUAGUCUGCUCUAUUUCAAAAGCCAAAACACUUGAGGAUCUAGCUGUCUAUCAGAGUGUUGUCGAUGCACUUCAGUACCUCAGCCUUACUCAGCCAAACAUUUCAUUUGGCAUCAACAAGGCCUGCCAUUCCAUACACUCGCCGAAAGAUGCUGAUUCGGUCCAUCUUAAACAUCUCUUACAGUAUCUUAAAGGGACCGUCACCCAUGGUCUAUACAUUACUGCCAGUUCCAAUCUCACUCUCACAGCUUACAGUGAUGCCGACUGGGCAGGCAAUGCCUCUGAUCGCUGA